Pungitius pungitius (ninespine stickleback) is the source of this 1059-nucleotide messenger RNA. RefSeq names its product carcinoembryonic antigen-related cell adhesion molecule 20-like. The record is from RefSeq and is a predicted model, not a curated record. Bases 39 to 491 code for a protein of 150 amino acids. The transcript is spliced from 5 exons. Lineage: Eukaryota; Metazoa; Chordata; Actinopteri; Perciformes; Gasterosteidae.
CACAGCGUCCCUCUGUGUCAGUGAGUCCCUCUGCUGAGAUGAUGGAGGGUGGUUCAGUGACUCUGACCUGUAGCGCUGAUGCUAACCCAGCAGCUAGCUACACCUGGUACAAGGAGCAUGAAGACUCACCACGAGCAUCAGGACAGAUGUUCACCAUCACUGACUUCAGAGCUGAACACAGUGGGAAUUAUUCCUGUGAAGCCCAGAACGAGAUGGGACGUAGUACCUCCACCUUACUUCAGAUUACUUCAGGUGUGUCUCCAGGUGGAGAUACAACAACAAUGAUAAUAAAUAUCACCAGGUGGACUCUGCUGGUUGUGAUGCUGAUUCUUUUGCUUGUCUUCUGUCUGUGGAUGAGGAAGAAGAAAGCUGUGAGCUCCACCACUGAACCACAUGAGCCCAGAGAGGCUGUGGAGAUGGACCUUCAUCCUGAGUAUGAGAACCUCUCAGCACAGAGAGAAGACCCAGAGGAGCAGGAAGACCAGGUGUGAAGAUGCAGUGGAACCAGAGGGAGACUCACCUGGACGGAGACAGGAACAAGUGGACAUGUUUCCCUUCAGUACCACCAGUUAUUAUCUGAGGUCUUUAUAAAGUUAAAACUCAAAAUUUUAUAUUUCAUUCUCUUUGCUCUUGAAUCGCUUUUUUUAUUUUAAAUGUUCUUUUAUUGUGAAUUGCAAUAAUGACAAUAAUAAUAAUACCACAUCACAACAGACAUGAGGGAAAUAAGAACCAGUUGUCACUGAUAAUAUUCAGCUUGUUUAUUUUGAGAAUAUUUAUAAUUAAUUAUAAAAGACAAAGGUCCAUCUAAGAGCAGUUUGAUGUGAAGAUGAGACAUAGAUAUAAACACACAAUAACCCAGAUACACACAAGGGUGGAUUUAAAUGUGUUCAAAUCAGCGAUAGAAUAGAAGAGCACACUGAGAACUUAAGGGGAGAAUAUUUGGUCAACCUUUGUAUUUUAGGUCAAGAAUUAAAUAAUUAAAUAACUAGUCCAGUAACAUGUUAAGGGCAAAAUCUCUAAAAGUUCAUUUAUCAAGCAGAAAAACCCAAUAUUUAGUAG